Molecule: messenger RNA, 1272 nt
Organism: Synchytrium microbalum
Lineage: Eukaryota; Fungi; Chytridiomycota; Chytridiomycetes; Synchytriales; Synchytriaceae
Exons: 10
Coding region: 1-1272 (423 amino acids)
Biological process (GO): regulation of mRNA stability involved in response to oxidative stress
Cellular component (GO): nucleus; post-mRNA release spliceosomal complex; cytoplasm
Molecular function (GO): mRNA binding
Source: RefSeq, a predicted model, not a curated record
AUGGCGAUGGCAACUGCGAAUCGUGAUACUACCCUGAUAUCAGAGUUUGCUCCCCAUCCGAGUUUGACUGCUGCUUCUCCUGGAAGGCAGCUGUUUGUUGGAAACCUACCAUUUUCUGUACAAUGGCAGGAACUAAAGGAUCUGUUUAAGGAAUGUGGAACUGUGGUUCGCGCUGACGUGGCUACUACACCGGCUGGACGAUCGCGGGGAUUCGGCACAGUGCUAUUUGCGAAAUCGAGUGAUGCAGCAAAUGCAAUCGCCAGAUUUAGUCAGUACGAGUGGUAUGGAAGAGGAAUCGAUGUACGAGAGGAUCGUGCUCUUUCCACAGGAAAUACAGGAGUAGAAGGCCCUAUUGGAGGGCCUGCUAUAGAUACAACUCCAGGUUUACGAUCUGUAUAUGUUGGGAAUCUACCGUAUUCUGUUGGCUGGCAAGAUUUAAAGGCAAGAAUCUUUACACUACACUCUGCUCAACCAGCUUCUGAUCUUUUCAAGAGUGUCGGAAACGUCAUUCGAGCCGAUAUCCAACAGGACUAUCGGAAAAAGAGUAAAGGCUUUGGCACAGUGUUGAUGCAGACGCCAGAGGAAGCAAGGAAUGCAAUAGCGAAACUGAACGGAUACGAGUGGAAUGGCAGACAGAUAGAAGUCCGUGAAGAACGGACACAUCAGAACGACCAUGGUGCUGCUGCUUCUGGAGGCAGCACUUCAGCACCACAUCCAUAUUCUCCUGCUAUAGAUCCGGCGUCGAAUGGUGGAUCUGCGUCGAGUCGGCAGCUUUAUGUUGGGAAUUUGGUGUUUACGAUUCAGUGGCAAGAAUUAAAGGAUCUCUUCCGACAAGCUGGCAAUGUCGUUCGAGCCGAUGUUGCCCAAGAUGCUCAAGGCAGAUCUCGAGGUUAUGGCACAAUAGUGAUGGCUACUCCGCAGGAAGCUCAAGCUGCUGUGACGCAGUUUAAUGGUACAGACCUGCAAGGACGAACUAUUGAAGUUCGUGAAGACAAGUUUGCGGCUGAAACUACGGCGCUACCGGGGACGCAAGUGUUUGUUGGCAAUUUACCGUAUACGACGCGCUGGCAAGAUCUGAAAGAUGCCAUACGGAACACUGGCCUAAACCCCGUCCACGCCGACAUCAUGAUCGAGCAAGGAACCGGACGCAGCAAAGGAUGCGGCACAGUGCGCUUCACUUCAAGAGAAGAAGCUGAAAAGGCUGUUGAGGUUGUGAAUGGACUUAAUAUUGCCGGUCGCAACAUUGUGGUGCGAUUGGACAAGUUUGCGUAG